Messenger RNA from Mesocestoides corti, 2340 nucleotides. Lineage: Eukaryota; Metazoa; Platyhelminthes; Cestoda; Cyclophyllidea; Mesocestoididae. The record is from the annotation of a GenBank genome assembly.
AUGCAUCGCAUCCCGCUAUCCGGGGAUUAUCUUCCUCUUACGUUCGGUGACGGACGGCGACGCUAUUUAUCAGUCGAACCAGAACCUGAGGUUCUUUGUGACGACCUUAUUGGUCAAUCUAUUUCAAGUAGUCAUAAGUCACUUCUUCCAGAGGAGCUUUGUAAGUUGGUUCAAAGCGCCGAGCUGUUGCACAUCAACAGACUGCUCCUGUGCUGGUUCAAGGCUUGGGAUCCCUGCGUUUUUGGGAUAGAGUCCAAAAUUCCCAGUGCAACAGCGAAACACCAACGGGAGUCCGGCGACGCUGGAGUUGAAAUGCUUGGCAGCCAUCUGCAGCAGCCAUUUAAAAAACAGGAAGCAGAGGUUACUAUUGCCCAGCUGGAUCCCAAAGAUGGCCGUAGACCCUACUAUCGUAUGGUGUUGAUUUCGGGUCCACCGGGCCUAGGCAAAACCACACUUGCUCAUGUGCUUGCACGUCAUGCUGGGUACCAGGUCGUUGAAAUAAAUGCAAGUGAUGAUCGCAGUCCCAAUGUGAUACGCGAACGAUUGGAGGCCGUGGUCUCAAGCCAGAGCAGCUUGAACGCCUCACGUGGUGUCGGUCAUUGCAGCGGAGAGGCUCUCAAACCGUCUUGCCUGAUUAUUGAUGAAAUCGAUGGUGCGUUGCCUGCUACCGUGGAGGCCCUGGCGGAGGCGGCUGCUGAGCCCAGCCGUCAGGAGCGGAAACGUGGAAAGAAAAAAUCUGUUGUGAUACGACGUCCUGUCAUCUGCAUCUGCAAUGAUCUGUAUUCGCCAUCCCUUCGCGCUUUACGAGCACCUGGGGCUUCGUGCUACGUAUUACGUCUUCCACCCACUGAUUUGAACCGCCUUGUUGGUCGUCUCGACUCGAUCGCCAUGGCUGAGAACAUCAGUGUGGACAAGCACUUCCUUUCCAGCCUUGCUGAAAUUAGUGGACGCGAUAUUCGUUCCUGCCUGAAUGUUCUUCAAUUUAUAAAGGCAACGCAAAUGCAUCAUAAACGCGACCUCUCGAUGCAAGAAUUGAUGACUGACCUGGAAGGUUCAAUUAAAGACUCCCAACACAAUCUCCUGUCUGCUUGGCAGGCCGUGUUCACCAUACCUUCUGCCCAGACCCUUGCUCGUCGUGUAAAUCAAGUAAGCCGGGCUCGAGUGAGGAGCCAAGUCACGGGAACCGGGAGUGACAGCAGUCUCCAAGCUCGGGUCCAACUAACCAUGGAAAUCUGCGGCUCGGCCGGGGAUCCUCAGAAUCUGGUCUUGGGGUUGUUUGAAAAUUACCUUAAUCGCAGAAUGAAAGACGCAAGUUUGCAAAAGGCCCGCAACGCCUCAGACUGGCUAGUCUACUCAGACCUACUUUUGCGAUAUGUUUCUUCCACUCAAGACUACAAUUUAAUGCGUUACCCGUCCCUCCUUCCUGCGUGGUUCCACCUCGCCUUCGCAAGCACAGAGCCCACUUUGAUGGAGUCACGUUGGACUCAGAAGAAGACCUCUGGCGUUAACCAUUCGGCUCUGCGUUGGCCAACUUCUUAUGGCGAGAACGUCGCUACCGCCAACAGAGUGCAAUCGGUUGUGGACAGUAUGGUGGAAAAUCAGUGGCGGGCUGGAGGAAGCUCGUCAACGUUGACUAGUCUUCGUGUUUUAACUCGCCGACAAUUCCUUUUGGAUGCUUCGAGUUACUUACACAAGCUGGUGUGUGCUAUGUCGUUGCCUCUCCGUCCCGUUAAUGUCCAAUUAUACAACGCUCUCGAGAAGCAGCAUUUGGCUCACUUGAUUGGUAUUCUGAUCACAGUCGGCUUGGAUUGGCUCCCACACCACGUUCCAGAUACUGGCGAAUCUACUUAUCGCCUAGAACCGCCAUUGGAUUUCGUAUCGCUAUUCACGUCGUCAGCACUAAAGUCGUGUGAAAUGGAAGCCUUGCCUUAUGCCGUAAAGCAGAUGCUGGCGCGCGAACUCGCCCUGGAGCGUAUGCGCCGCGCUGAGGCCGUGUACAACACACCCGCUGCGCCUGCGGACAAAGAAAACGCUGGAAGUAACACCACGACGAAGUUACCUCCAAUUGCUGCAGAGAGGAAACCGGUGACAAUGUCCGAUUCCUUUAUGGCUGCUCGACUUGGUCCCAAUGUUGCUCCGCUAACCCUCACAAAUGAAAAAAAGGUUAAAAGUGACUUGUUUGGCCGCCCGAUCGUCGAAAAAUCCCGAGAAACCGUUCAAAAUGAACGAAAUCGGGAGGCCUCCAAGUGUCCUAUUAAUAAUUCUAUCUGGUUUAAAUUUAAAGAAGGACAUUCGAAUGCAGUCCGCCGUCCCUUCCUCAUGGAUCAGCUUUUUAAAUAA